AGACGAAGCAGUCCUAUCUGAGAGAGCAAGUGAGCGGAGAGAUUGAGAAUAAAGAAAGAGAGGACAGCGACCAAUACAGAGAAAUACUGAAGACGAGCUGAGAGGACUGGGAGGAGGAUGUGAAGAGGAAUAAAGAGAGCGCAGGAUUUGUGACUCAUUCAAAGACAAGUGAAGAUAGCAGAAGAAGAAGAAAGUGUGAAAGACGAGGACCGUCGUCGACGCAACUCAAGCUUUUAAACAGAUUACAGUUUGAUGGAGGAAAAACACACAGUGGACCGCUGUGCUCACACACCUCUCUGCACUUUCCCACGCAUUUAAAGUGCAGCUGUGCGGACAUCUCUACGGGAGGAAUAUUGAUGAGCCAAAUGAUCAACAACCCUGAAGCCGUCACUCCUCAGACAGAAUGACUACCUCCUCCUUCCCAGCCUCUGUGGCGUCCAACUCCUCUCUUCCUCUCUCUACUUCAACCCUCCCUGUUUCGAUGUCAACCUUCUUCUCCGCCACCUCUCUUCCCCCUUCCUCCUCUACGUCAAACCAGACUGUGUGUUCCUUUGAUGACCCCACUCUCCAUCUGGUGCUGGCAGUCCUGUACUCCCUGUUCUUCCUCGUUGGGCUUGUGGGUAACCUCUUUGCUCUGUGGGUCUUCCUUUUCCUACAUUCAAGCCGCAACUCUGUGCGGGUGUUCCUCAUCAACUGUGCUGUGGCUGAUCUGGUGCUCCUGGCGUGUCUGCCCUUCAGGGUUUUCUACCAUGUUAAUGGGAACAAGUGGGUACUGGGACAUGUAGCCUGCAAGAUGGUGGGGAAUCUGUUUUACAUGAACAUGUACAUCAGUAUUACUUUACUGGGGUUCAUCAGCCUGGACCGAUACUCGAGUAUAAAGGGGAAAGGCAGAGCGCGGAGAGGCAUGAGGAUGACUCUGUGUGGGCGCAGCCGGCCGUGGAGCUGGGUGGCAUGCGGCGCUCUAUGGGGUCUGGCACUGGUGGCGCUGGUGCCCAUGAUCGCUACAGCAGAGGACAAAGAGAACAGUGGCAAAUGCUUCCAAUACAAGGGGCGAAGCAACAAAGCCAAAGGGAAAGCCUACUUCAACGGGGUGCUCGUGCUGAUGUUCUGGCUCGUCUUCAUCCUGCUGGUGGUCUCUUAUGCGAAUAUCGCUUCCCAGUUGCUGAAGGUGUCACGGGACAAGCCGGACCUUCCCAACGCCCAGAGAUACCAGCGAACCGCCAAGAAGUCCUUCUUUGUGCUCUUUCUGUUCACCGUCUGCUUCGGGCCCUACCACGCCUUUCGCCCAGUCUACAUCCUCUCGCAGCUGAGCGAAACAUUAUCUUGUGACUACUUGCAACUGGUGGACCGCACUAAUGAGGUGAUGCUGUUAUUAUCUGCCUUCAAUAGCUGUUUGGAUCCUGUCAUGUACUUUCUGUUAUCUGGCACAGUGCGCAAAACCGCUCUCCGGGCACUUGGAAACCGACUUGGCAACCGGCUUGUUUUCCUAAACGAGGCGACGUCAAACAGCUCGACAGAGUUAAGGCGAGCAUCCGUGCCUAUGUCUUAUCCUAACUCUGAACUUAACACCCCCUCGGUCACCCCCAGGACAAGUAUCUGCGUCAUGAACUCCACCCUCCGCCGCACAGGAUUGACCUUGAUUCCACCUACUGGCCAACAGUGAUCAGUUGGUCCGACUGCAUAUAAUGUAAACCUGAACACACGAGAAAUAAGUAUUGGAGAAUGUUUUUUUAACACGGAGUGGAGUGGUUGGCUUAUUCCCUGUAAAACUGAGCAAAGUAUUUCUACACAUACCUACUUAUUUUGUAUUUGGCUUGUGAACACCUGUGCUGCGUGAGAAUCAUUGUUUAACCUCGAGUUUAAUGCCCCAGUGAAAGACGGAGCUGCACUUCAGUGACUGACAGAAGUGUUUCUAAGAAUACAUGCUGGAUCUCAUCACAGAGAAAGACGUAAAUGUGUAUAUCGGUAAUAAUGGUUUGAGAGUAUCUGAUGACUAAUGUUAAAAUAUACACAUUUUGCACAUUGUUUUUAAAUAAAAAUCCAUUUAUAGUUUUAAUAUGAUCUUGCGAAGACUCCGACAGAGGUCGAGCUUAAAUACCAUACAUGUCGUACAAAAUAAUGAGUGCAGAUUUACCUCGGACUGAAGACUUACUAGUCUCUCUGAAUUGUCCUGAUUGAGUUAAAAGCCACCCGUCUGGCACUCCAAGUGCGUCAGAACACAGGGUUGUCAAAUUGUAGCGAUAGUGUGAGGAUCAAGGGCCAUCUGCUGCUUGGUGUUUGUCGCCUGCGUUAGGUGGCUAAUCCUGUUGCAAUCACUGGUUGAUGCUAAUCUGACUAUAAGAGCUCUUAAAGGACCGGACUAGCAUUUGACAUGCGCUUCAACCCGGCAUGAUGCACUGGUUUGCGAGCGGAUGUGGUGUGGGAUGCGUUUACUGGUAGACAGAUUAAUGCUUUCGUCACAGAGAGUGAAGCUCACGUGUGGGGGUAUUUAUUACCCUGGUCAUAACAAAUAAAAGUUUUACAUUUCGUUAACUGCGGUCAGAUAAAGUGGCACGUUUGGUGUUUCCAGUGGAUCUCACCUUUACAUCGCGGUGAAUCACAUUGUUGUCGUGGCAGUACCGAAGUGCCUCCAAAAUCUGCCUCAUGUAGUGGCUGGAUGCACAGA
This is a messenger RNA of Cottoperca gobio, 2665 nucleotides long. RefSeq names its product G protein-coupled receptor 34a (gene gpr34a). The transcript has 2 exons. Bases 404 to 1663 code for a protein of 419 amino acids. Gene Ontology annotation, cellular component: membrane. The record is from RefSeq and is a predicted model, not a curated record. NCBI's taxonomy places the organism in Eukaryota, Metazoa, Chordata, Actinopteri, Perciformes, Bovichtidae. Gene Ontology annotation, biological process: G protein-coupled receptor signaling pathway. Gene Ontology annotation, molecular function: G protein-coupled purinergic nucleotide receptor activity.